CUUCCAGUACCAUCAGCUUCAUCUUCGAGUUUGCCGAAACUGACCCAGAAGUGCUUAUUGAGGAUGACAACGGAAACCGAGUACAAGGAACUGGUAACCAGCGUAACCAGGUGGCCUUUUGUUCAUCUCUGACAGAGAAUAAUUCAUACAUAACCGCUGAGAAAUCACCAAAAGAGGAAUCUGGAUUCUCAAGUAAUGGUAAUGUUACACACCAAACAAUAUCAAGCAAUGUUGUUGGAAAAAUUAAACGAUUUUCGGCUGGGAGAAAAUCUCAAGAAUCAAAUUUAAUACAAACAUCAAUUUUUGAUGCAGAACAACCAUCAACUGUAAAUCCACCUCAGACAUCAAUUUCAAAAUCAAAAGAAACUUCAGUCAUGAAUGUGCUGCAUUCAUCAACAUCUAAUUCACUUCCACAAGCAACUUCAAGUAGAGGCCACAGGCCAUCAACAGCUACUAUGAACUUGUCAAAUGGUGUAAUGAUACCAAGACCUUUAAACUUCCAAAUUCCAAGGAAAGAUGUUUGCAGAGAGAAAAUUUCCAAAAAGAGACAGUUAGGAAUACCAGACGUGGUUAAAACUGGCCCAAAUAACAAUAACCACAAGACCAUUAUUUGUGAAGAGGACAUUUCCAACAAGAGACAGCAACAAGAACUAGUAAUGGCAAAAACGUUUGCAAUUAACAACAAACACAAGACCAUUGAAGCUAAAAGAAGCCAGUGUGGUCAGAUAACCAGUUCUACCAAACUGGCUCUUUUGAACUUUUUGAAAAAGAAAUCCUCUGGAAAUGGUGUAGUUGCAGAUGUUGAAAAUGAGGGAACUGAUCUUGAGGAGCAAAUUGUUUCAAUUGUUCAAAAAGAGAGCAGUGGUGUUGAAAUAGAAGAACCUCAUUCUGAUGAGAUGCCCAGUUGUGAGAAUGAGGUGGAACAGAUAUCCACAAGAACAGUUUUCCAAGAAGAAGUUCCUACUGCUGAAUUCAGCAGCACAAACCAAGUUCAAAGUGACCAGAAUGCUGAUAAGACAUCUGAUCAGGAUGGUUUGAAUGAAGCACAAAGUGACAAUGCCAAUCAGUUAGAUGUUGUUGGAUUGAACACAGAAAAUGAUGAAGAACGCAAGAAAGGGGGCAACAAUUCUCAAACUGUACCAAAAGAAGCAGACAACACUACUGCUGAUGUGCUGCUCUGUGAUGAAUCAACUCCUUCCAUUCAUGAAAUAGAUGUCGUUGUCCAUCCCUCUCUCCUGCAACCAACAGAAAACGGUGAAAAUAUGAAGAAAAUUGAGAGACAGAAAGGAACAGGCGUCAAGAAAAAGAAGAAAAAUAAAUCUUUGGAGUGCAAAGAAUGUGGAAAAAUGCUGGCAUCAGCUACGACAUACUUGGAACACAUGAAUAUUCACUAUGAUCGAAGACCGUACAAGUGCGAUGAAUGUGGCAAAUCUUUCCGCCAGCGACACCAUAUUGAUCAGCACAAAAUUGUGCAUACCGGGAAGAAACCCUUCGUUUGUCAAUAUUGCGAUAAAGCUUUCGCCAGGAGCUACAACAUGAAAGAUCACGAGCGAAUCCAUACUGGAGAAAAGCCUUGUAAAUGUAGUCAUUGCGACAAAACGUUUCGUCGUCGGCGCGGUUUGAGGGAACACGAAACAAAUGUUCACCAUCUUCAUAUGCCACGCAAUAAGCUUGGGAAUUUGAAAGAAAAAAAGGUUUAUACAUGUAAGAUCUGUGCCAAGACGUUUACGUGGUCAAGUGCGCUUUCUACCCAUAAGAAAACUCAUUCUGAUAUUGCGCGAUAUAAAUGUCCCAAAUGCAAGAAGGCUUUCAAGAAUAACAGUUUAUUAUGGAAUCAUGUGAAAACCCAUUCAAAGGAGAAGCCAUUUGAGUGCGAUAUUUGUGGGCAAAGGUUAAAACGGCGAGGAAAUCUCAAAAGACAUAUUUUAACCCAACAUGAGCCAGAGGUGGCCGAAGAAUGUCUCAAAACCAGCAAAGAGUUUGAAUACUUGCGUCGGAAGAAAUCUGGCUGAAGUGAUUUGCUUUGUAGCUCGUCCUAUUUAGACAACAUAUAUUUUUGAAUGUCCAUGGUUAUGCUUGGAGGGAAGCAGUUCUGUUCUUGUACAGUCGGUCGAGUCUAUGAAACAUUCAACAAUUCACGACACGCAUAAAUGUGGCUUUGCAAUCACAGGAUGUAUUCCAUUAAAAAAUUGUGGUUGAGAAAUGAUGUGAUCACAUUUUACAGCAGCAGGAGAUAUUUUUUGCCAUUAUAAAGAGGUCAAAACUUGCAUCUCUAAACUCACAUGAAUUGUUAUGUUUAAAUGUUUCAAAAGAAUUUGUUAGAGCUGA
Messenger RNA from Pocillopora damicornis (cauliflower coral), 2328 nucleotides. RefSeq lists its product as uncharacterized. Lineage: Eukaryota; Metazoa; Cnidaria; Anthozoa; Scleractinia; Pocilloporidae. Gene Ontology annotation, biological process: regulation of gene expression. The record is from RefSeq and is a predicted model, not a curated record. Gene Ontology annotation, cellular component: nucleus.